Messenger RNA from Etheostoma cragini (Arkansas darter), 7252 nucleotides. It is a transcript of the gene mtcl2, whose product is annotated as suppressor of glucose, autophagy associated 1. Gene Ontology annotation, biological process: regulation of autophagy. The record is from RefSeq and is a predicted model, not a curated record. NCBI's taxonomy places the organism in Eukaryota, Metazoa, Chordata, Actinopteri, Perciformes, Percidae. The transcript is spliced from 24 exons. The coding region runs from base 368 to 6034 and encodes 1888 amino acids.
GAGUAGACCUAUUCACUACACUGCCUCUCUAUUCUCAGCCACAACUCCUCUGAGCAGGAACCGGCUAGACAGAUAUCCUGAAGAGAGGAGGGGAGGAUCUUUCAGAACAAAGCGGAAUAUUUUUCUUUUAAUAAUUUGUGAUAAACUGGAAUAGGCCUGAUAGGUUGCGUUUCUGUUGUUUGGACUUCGCUUCCUGCUUCUUCGCCUUGUUGCACUACAGGAGCUCUCAUUGUGGCUGGAGCGAGGAUCCCCUCCUUUUGUGUUGCUCUGCAGUUGUUUAUUCACACUCCAACUUCUGCCUUCUGUUUCACUAUAGGCUAUAUGAGGUUUUAUUUCAUUUUUUAUUGUUUCGGCCUAAACGGAAUGAAUGACAAAAACAAAGGAGGUUGAUGUCCAUAACUCUCCGACUCACUUCGUCUUCGCCUCGCCCAAGGAACGGAGACUCCAUCUCCGGCAGAAGAUGGAAAGCGGAGGCGGGACAGAGGGCUCGGACAGUGGGCAGACGCAGCACGCGGUGACCGGACAGCAGCAGCCCAACCCCCCGCCUGAAACUGCGGAGCUCUCUGCAAUGGUGUCCGCUCAGCCUCCGGGCGAGAAAAAGAAGAAGAUAAACCGGGCACCGUCCCCGGCCAGACCGAAGGAUGUACCCGGUUGGUCGCUUACCAAGAUCCGUGGAGGGAUUGGGACCCCAACCCUGAGCGUCAAGCCGGGGGCCAUCCACUUGGGUAGCCGCAUUUCCAGGCGCAGUCCCGUGGGAAGUCUUGCUGGAAAGGACGGUAAAGUGGAGAAGAGCGGUGGUGGCAAACCGGCGGGCAAAUCCUCCUCCUGCGCCGCGUUGUCAAAGACGGUCAAGGCGACCAAGAGCACCGGAGGACGGAGGAAGGUGUCGGACGCCAGCAUAGGAUCCGAUGAUUUAUCUAAGGACUCUGGAUGCGCCACCGGGAAGCUCUCCCCAACCGCCAGUAGCUCCGAGCUAUCGGACUGCGCCUCUGAGGAAAACAAGCUCUCCGCGGACGCUGUGAGCAGCGACGCCGAAUCGAGGAGCAGCCGGGGCGGUGGGCCGGACGGAGACAAGCCACUCAGGGAUGGCGUGUUGGCGGAUAGAGCUAACCGAAAAGCCGCCGCCAAUACCAGAUGCUCCUCCGCGGAGAGGGACAACAAGGACCGGCUCUCCGUUGGCGUGGAGACUGGAGAAGGGAGCAUAUCCCCCGGCGAGGAACGCUCGGUCACCUCGUUUGACAGCAGGGUACCUGCCAGCACGUCCCUGGCUUUCUCAGACCUCACAGAGGAGUUUAUGGACGGCAUGCACGAGGAGUUUGUCCGGGAAAUAGAAGAGCUGAGAUCUGAGAAUGAUUACCUCAAAGAUGAGAUGGAGGAGUUGCGGUCUGAGAUGCUGGAGAUGAGGGACAUGUACAUGGAGGAUGACGUCUACCAGUUGCAGGACCUACGGCAACAGCUGGAGCAGGCUAAUAAGACUUGCCGCAUCCUGCAGUACCGGCUGAGGAAGGCAGAGCGACGCUCUCUCCGUGUGGCUCAAACAGGGCAAGUGGAUGGAGAACUGAUACGAACGCUGGAGCAAGAUGUCAAAGUGGCAAAGGACGUGUCCAUCCGUCUCCACAGCCAGCUGGACAGCGUGGAGAAGAAGAGGAGUCGUCUGGAUCAGGAGAACGAGGAGCUGAGGGUCCGACUUCAGGACCUGGAGGUCGCCAAACAGGUCCUGCAGCAGGAAAUUGACAAGAACUCCCAGAAGAAAAGAGCAGCAAGACCCAACAACAAACCUGACAAGAAGCUCUGUCCACAGGAGGACAGUUCAGACCUGAAGUGUCAGCUCCACUUUGCUAAAGAAGAGUCAGCCCUGAUGUGCAAGAAGCUGACCAAGCUGGUGAAGGACAGCGAUGCCAUGAAGGAGGAGCUGGCCAAGUACAGGUCGCUGUACGGAGACGUCAACAUCUCGCUCACUGGGGAGGAGGUUGCUGACUCCCCCCACACCCGCGAGGCGGAGAUCCGAGUCCACCUGAAGCUGGUGGAGGAGGAGGCCAACCUGCUGAGUCGACGCAUCGUGGAGCUGGAGGUGGAGAACAGGGGGCUCCGAGCUGAAAUGGAAGACAUAAAGGGACCACAAGAUGGUCCACAAGAACUCACUGGUGCUGGCGGUCUGGGCCUUGGAGGAGGAGCCAUGGUCCUCGGGGGAGGGGCCUCUUCUGAAAACGUCAUGGAGCUCCAGAGACAUCUCCAGUUUGUUGAGGAGGAGGCCGACCUGCUGAGGAGGUCUCUAAUCGAGAUGGAGGAACAGAACAAACUCCUGAUGAAUGAGAUAAACCGCUACAAAUCUGAUCUUCCGCCUCCAACGUCCACGCUGUCGUCCAAUUCCUUGGCGUCGCUGACAGACGGGCUGCUUAGCGACUCUAUACAGGAAGGGGCGGUGCUUAUCAGCACAGACGCCCCGGCCCAGGAGGAGGAGAUCAGAAUGGCGAGGCUUCAGAUUGGAGAACUGAGCGGGAAGGUGAAGAAGCUGCAGUACGAGAACCGAGUGCUUCUGUCCAACCUGCAGCGCUGUGAUCUGGCCUCCUACCAUGCUCCUUCCUCCUCCUCUUCCUCAUCACUACGACUGGCUCUGGAGACUGACGCUGAGGCUGGAGACUCAGCUGAGUGCCUCCCAAGCCCUCCGCACCGCAAAGAGCCACUAGGGGGCGAGACCGACACCCUGGAGAUCAAGGAAGGGAAAAAGAAGAUCGAGGACAACGCUGGCAUAACAACCUCACUCCCUGGGUACCCGGGGCAGAAGGACCAUGAUGCCUUGCUAGCUAUGAGGGACCAGGCUCGCUUGGUUUCCACGGCGAUACAGCUCCUGACCUCCCCCGAAUCAAACUGUCUAUCUUCCUCCCCAUCCAUCUAUCACAAGGUCUGCAGCAACGAGGCAGCAGAGCCCUGCGAGUUGGAGAAAGCUCAGCCUCAUAGUCAGAUUUCAGAGCUGUCUGAUCUGGCAGACCGGCCCCUGGUUGGUGCUCUGACCAGCAGGCUCCAAGCCCUACACACCCAGCUACAGGCCUUUGUGGCACGGGUAGACAGCCAGAGUAAACCCCCAGCAGGUGGGAGGGACCCUCAGAUGGAAGGAGCAUCUCCUCCGGCCUCACCCUGCUCCUCCCUUCCCUGCUCUGGAGAUAAACAGGAUGGACUGAACACUGCCGUGAAAAAGCAGCCUGAUUAUAGGGACCAGUCAGAGUUGGAGGUAAAAGGAAAAACUGAGGAGAACAGCCAAUCUGACAGCAAUGAGAUGAAAAGGCAGGAAGACAACCAGCGGGAACAGGGGGAGAACGAGGCAGAUGAUGCAAUGUCCAGUGACCUCCAGGCUCGUCUGGCCAAAGCAAAAGAGUCGGCUCUCGGAACUCAGGCGCAGGCUCAGAGAGAAACCACUCUCAAACUCACACAGCUCCAGGAGGAGCACCAGAAGGCUCUGCUCCGUCGGGACUUCCAGCUGCAGAGUUUGGGCCUCCAGGCUCGGCUUCAGCAGAAGCUAUGGAGCCAGGAGAGGACACUGUUGGUCCAGGAGUCUCAGCACCUCAAACGGGCCCUCUUACUGCUCAGCCUCAAACUACGCUGCUUCCUUAAACAGUGGAGGCUGGGCUGCAGGAAGGACACAGAGUGGAAAGACAUCUUAGAGAUGAACAGCCUGAAGGACCUCUACCUGCUGUUGGAAGAUGAAAAUCUGACAAGCCCCACUCUCCAGGCUGACAACAGGGCUGCUGCACAAGAACAACCACUCAGCCCAACUAUCAAGUCUAGCGCAGUGAGCAGCACCUUGGCAGACUUGAAGGUGGCGCUGCAGGAUCUGAGUGGAGAGUUGCGACAGGAGAGACAAGGCUCCCAAGAACUCACCCAGCAGUUCGCAAAGGCCAAAGCAUCAUGGGAAGUGGAGAGGACUGAACUAAAGAGCCUCAUUGUACAGUUUGAGACCAAAGCAGGCAAAGCAGCAGCAGUAGCUCUGUCUGCCACUGAUGCACUGGAUCCUCUAGACCUGAAGGUGGCGCUGAAGAGGGAGCGUGAAGAACACCAGCACCUCCUAGCCGACUCCUACGCAGCUGUGAUGGACCUCACUAAACAGCUUCAGAUUGGAGAGAGGAACUGGGGCAGAGAGAAGCUGGAGCUGCUGGAGAGGUUCACCCAGGAGAGAGCUCAGUGGGAGCAGAGACUGGCAGAGGCCACUGCACAACAGGGGAAGUCAAAGUCAUUUGGUGGCGAGUCCUCUGCAGACACAGUCAUCACUAAUGGAACAGGAUCACCAAGAACCAAAUCCACAUCAGAGCUCAACGGCGCAGAAGUCAACGGGACAGCUAAUCAGGAGGCGAGGAUCCAGUUUGCAGAUGCAGAGCUGGGUGAGCUUACCAGGAAGAAUUGGACCUACCUGACCAAUGAGACCCCGGAGGUUGGGGACACCUGGAAAACCUGGGAUGGCCCCAGUUGCUCUUGCAGCAGCUUAGUAGGAUCAGAGCAGGAUCUGGAGUCUGUCCAGAGAAGCUACACUGCUCCAGACCGCACCGGCAUCCGGAUCUACUACAGCCCUCCUGCCGUACGACGCAUGGAGCACAGACGAAGGAGCCAGGAGGCCAAAGAGUCCCAGCAAGCCUAUAACGGGAGCUCUUCCCCAGGACUGAGUGGCUUGGACGUGGACGUGGCUGCAGUGGAAACCGUUGACGUUCAGCAGCACCAUCCUCCGUCCUCCUUUUCGUCCUCAUAUGAGCAGUGGCUGAGCUCGCUGUCCAAGCAGCACAGGGAGCUGCUAGAGAGCAGAAGUGGUUGUAUCGCCGGUUCAAUCCCCAGUCUCGCCAAAAAUGGCGUUGGCGGACCGGUAGAUGGAAUGACGUCCCCCUCAGCAUUCCACGGCCUGGAGAUCGGGGAGAUUUCAGCCAACUUGAGUGAUGACAUGAAGGAGAUGACCAACUGUGUCCGCCAGGCCAUACGCUCUUCCUCUCUGGAGAGGAAAUCCACCAAGGAACCUGGGAGUCAGGCGAUGGGAAUGUCCACCAGGUCCACGCAGACUGCUGCACAGUACGUCAGCAUCGGGCUUCAAACCGACAACCUUCACAGCAGCAGGGGGACGGGGUUACACUCUAAAGCCUGGUCUUCUCGCCCCUCAAACACCACCUCCUCGCUAGCGUCUGCCCGAACCCGGCAGAUAUCAACAUCCCUGGAUAAAGUUCACAGCCGCAUCGAGAGGCCGUGCUGUUCACCCAAGUAUGGAUCACCGAAACUCCAACGCAGAGUGUCUUCUGGCUCCACUUCAAGACUGGAUGGGAGUUCAUCGUCUAGGGACCGGAGCCUGUGGAGCCUCCAGCAGAGAUCCUUCAGUGGAGGAGGAGGCUCGGCCUGGGCUCGCUCCACCACCACCAGGGACAGCCCCGUGCUCAACGGCCUCACCGACGGGCUCUCCAGCCUCUUCAGCGUGGUGGAACACUCUGGAAGCACAGAGUUGCUCUGGAGGGCUGACGGAGGAGCCAGUCCAGCACCGCAGCCUCCUGCUGCAGGGAAACCCUCCGUUGUGGCAGCUUGUGGAUCUGAACCCUGCCCUCAGCGGUACGGAGGCCUGGUCCAGGAGUUUUUUAGGAAUGUGUGCAGCAGCCGUGGCCAAGGAGGAGUCCCCCUGCCUGGGGAGAAAGUGCAAAGAGAUUCCAAUGGCACCCUGGGUGUCAUUGGGAAUUUUGUCAGCGUGGAUGAGCCCAAGCCCGAGUGUGUGUCAGCCGGAGUUGGAGGACUUGGAGUGUUGGCUGGAAGCAACGACAAUGUGACCAAGAUUGUCAAUAAAAGGUUUAUGAGACAAACAACCGGGGAGGAGAUGGUCACUAUCAUGGGAGGAGUGAAAGAAACGAUGAGCAACGCUGGGGCUGCAGGACCUGGGAUGGAGGAUGCACCCUGUGACUGUGCUUCCCCGUCUUCCUGCCAACCCCGACCAUCAAGAGCAGCACCUCGGCAUUGCCAUCACCGCCAUCAAGAGUCUCUGGCGGCAACUGAGGAGAAGGGCGACACCUGCAACGAGUGACGACACUUCUACUGCCACAAGUAAAGACAAGCAACACACACAAACAAUACUGAUUCUUCACUGUACACCACUGCCAUGAAAACACACUUUCUCACACAUCUCGCAUCAGCAAAUGUUCUUACACACCCACAGCCUGCCACACAGGUGCACUGCCAAACAUAACACACACCGCUAGCACACUGCACAGACUGUCUCACAAACCCACUGCCACAUGCACACAUUCAUAAAAACAUGCACACCCACACAGAAUCCUGGCAAUAUCACACUUGUCUUGGACUGUACCAUCCUGAUGCCAAGGAAUGGGAGGACUGAAUCUUCAACCUAGCAAGAGAUCCAACCAUCCCAAAACUACCAGCAGGACAUAAAACAAACACAUAAUCUGACACACUUAACUAAACAAAAAUAACUCUACAAACUGGAGAGAAUCUAACAAGUAAAACUAUGAUGUCAGGACUGGAUCUACUAAACCCUUCCCCCCCCCAAUUUAAGGAAUAACAGGUAAUACAAAUGGUCAGUUUUGGACAUUGAAAAUCCCCCUUAAUGACGCGUCUCGCCACCAAGCUGUUGGACCAGCAGCCAUGUUGGCUUUACAGAUGAGCACGGAGGAAGGAAAGAUUUCAUCUCAGAAUGAAUAUAUGUUGAAAGUGCAUGUGUACCUUUGGGAGCUACAGUAUAAAACUUAAGAGGAGACAUCCAUCACAACUUGGAAGAUUUUCCACAUUGUGGUAGCAACUUUGAAACUAUCAAUCUCAGAAGAGUGAUUAAACUGUGUCAUAUACACAUGUGCUGUGCUGGCAAAUGCAAUUAUGCCUUUUUGAUUGAUUAGCACAAUAACAUUCCAGCGAGUGUCUCCAACAUGGAUCUGAAAACGCCAUCUCUUAAUGACACUUGUGCUUCAGCUGCAAAUGAGCAUUCAGCGUUUUUCCUAUCACAGUAGGAAAAAGAAAGAUGGCGAGGACUAUUGGACUACACACGCCAGCAUGGCCAGACUAACUCCAUUGAUGGAUGUUUGGACUUGGACACCUCUAUAAAUUAGACUAGAAAACUGAUUUGAGGGAACCUCGUACCAUUGUUGUUCAGUUGCAAACCUUAACAACAAAAUGAAAGCUCCCCAGGCUUCUUUAGAUGGAACUGUCCACUGUGUUCCCAAAAGGACUUUGGAAACACAUUUUGUGGCAUUAAUGCCAUGACUUAAAUCUUGUAGAUGCAAAAAAAAAA